Molecule: messenger RNA, 7603 nt
Organism: Hemibagrus wyckioides
Lineage: Eukaryota; Metazoa; Chordata; Actinopteri; Siluriformes; Bagridae
Product: protein mono-ADP-ribosyltransferase PARP11
Exons: 12
Coding region: 331-1482 (383 amino acids)
Molecular function (GO): NAD+ poly-ADP-ribosyltransferase activity
Source: RefSeq, a predicted model, not a curated record
CGUAUACGGAAAUAUAAACAAUAACAACUGAGCUGAGGAAACAGAAACCUAACCUAAAUAAUGAUGACAGUACUGGGGUAUUAUUACAUUUAAAUUAAGGUAAAUAAGGUAUAUAUUGGUGGUCAUAUCAUAACAAUUACACCAAUGACCAUUACAGUAAACGUACACCUAUAGCCAAACAGGCACAAAAUAAUAAUCGGUGUAAAGUUGGAUCAGCGUUUGAUAUUUGAUUGUUAAGAUCGGUUGGAUCUUGAAAGAAUAGUGUAUCUCAUUCGUGUAUCUCAUUGAUAACAUGCUAUGUUUAGUCACCAGUGUUAAAGAUGCCAGUUGAUGCCGUCAGAUAUUGGAUAUACGUUGCGUGAGCAUCACGAUCCUAAAACAAUAGCACAUUCAAGUCCAGCUGUUUGCUACAAAAUCCUGUCUGGGUCCAGCCGUCUGCUGUUUAUGUCUUUGCCACAGAUGCAUUGCUCCGUAACUGACAAGUGUGUUCAGCAUGUUCAGCAACUGUGUCCCAAAAACAAUGAUGAGGAAUCCUGCGAGGAGGAGAUGGACACAUCUGAGCCUAACUGGCAUUGGUUUUACUUGGCUGAAUGUGGAGUGUGGCAUAUGUUUGAGAUUGAUCCCAGUGCAGGAUGUUCGGUGACCAGUGAACAGAUUGAAGCAAACUACAACAGGAAUCAGCAUGGUUCCAUGGAUUUCUAUACACCUAAAUACAGCUACAGAUUAGAUUUUUCAGUUAUGAAGCAAAUCAACGUCACAACUGGAAAACAGAGACCAAUAAAGAGGGCUCUACAUUCUGCCACUGGAUUUAGAUUUAUCUGUGAUAACCUGGCUCUGCCAGUCCCUUGUCACUGGGAAAGAGUUAACACAGAUGAGCCAUAUCAGCUCAUCCCUCUGUGCAGAGACACAUUUGAAUACAAAGAGGUGGCCAGGCUGUAUGAGAGGACCAUGUCUCAACCUAUAAAAUCCAUUCAGAGGAUACAGAACCUGGACCUGUGGGAGUUUUUCUGCAGGAAAAAGGCCCAGCUGAGAAAGAUAAAACGCAUUAUAGAUAUUGAUGAGAGGAUGCUGUUUCAUGGGACAGGUCACAGUAACAUUCAGGCUAUUUGUACAUACAACUUCGACUGGCGACUUACAGGAAGUCAUGGUGACGUCUAUGGAAAAGGAAGCUAUUUUGCUCGUGAUGCCAAGUAUUCCAGCAAGUUCUGCCACUCCACCAGCAAGCAUAACUUCACAUUGCAGAGACACGGCCUGGCACCGCCAAUAUUCCAGAGUGACCCGCCAUACAAGUGCAUGUUCCUGGCCCGGGUGUUAGUAGGGGAAUACACAGUAGGUCACCCACACUUCUGUCGCCCGCCCUCCAAAGACCUGAGCAUCGCCAAUUUCUUUGAUAGCUGUGUGGACGAUAUGGUCAACCCAAAGAUCUUUGUAAUAUUUGACAGCAAUCAGAUCUAUCCUGAGUACCUUAUUGAAUUCUACUGAUGAAGAAGAAAAGGACAAUUUGAACUAGUUAUAUAAAUGAAGACACAGCAAAACAGCAAAACCCUAGUAUGAAGAGCCAUGACUUGUCUGUGUGUCAGUGCCAAAGCAUGUACAUGAUGAAAAUGACUUACACAAGACAGGAAAUGUGGGCUUUAAAUGCAUACUAGGGUGUCCCAGCUCCAGUUCCAGAGUCUAGAGUCUAGAGUGAAGCACAGUUACCCCUUUUCCAAAAUGAAUAUAUUCUCAUCUCUUUUUUGGGGGUGGAUUUCUCCCCAUUUCCUCCAGUUUGGUCUGGCCAGUUGCCACCCAAUAGAUAACUCACCUAUCAUAAACCAGCUACCAGCCAAUGUGGGUGGGGCAAACGUGAUUCCUCCAAGCCAACCUCCUCAUGUUUUCACUGCUGCUCAUGCUGUGUCUCAGAACAGCAUAACGCACACAGAGGAAAGCAUCAUCAGCCCUCUUCCACAUAUAUGACCUCAUAGAUGUCCUUGAUUGGCUAGUGUCGCUGUGAUUGAUAAGGAGAGGUUAUGCUAUCCCACCCACCCAACGAGGAAUGGAAACUAAAUGCCAGGAUCCCUUGCAUUAAUACUUGACCCCACUAAAGCUCUUGUGGCUGCAAGGGCACAAAUCCCCACAGCCACAUUCCAAAACAUAGCGUGAAGCCUUCCCGGAUGAGUGAAGUUUGUUAUAACAGCAACAACAGGGAUUUUCAACAAGCACAUAUGGCUUUGAUGGUUAGAUGUCAACAUAUUAUUAUAUUAUUUAUUAAUAAUAAUAAUGGCUUCAUAAUUUUGUAUAUUAUAUUAUAUUAUAUUAUAUUAUAUUAUAUUAUAUUAUAUUAUAUUAUAUUAUAUUAUAUUAUAUUAUAUUAUAUUAUAUAUUAUAAUUAGAUAUUAAUAAAUACAACAGAUAAGUUGGGACACACUGUAUGCACAUUACAAUUUGUGUGAUGGUCUGUAAAAACCUGGCAGAUGUCACUGUGGCUGAACUCUGGAUUUCUCCAAGUUAUUUUUUGAUUGUUUGUUUGUUUAUUUAUUUAUUUAUGUAUUUAUUAAAUAUACAUAUCACAUUAACUGAGUGCAGCCAAAUAGCUAAAUAGUUUAAGUUAAACUCUCCUGUCACCUUCCUUAGAAGCCAAAAUUGUGACCACGAUUUAAAUAUGAUUAUUGUGCAUCUCUGUUUUCCAUAUAAUUUUAUGUCAUUUGUUUAUUUGUUCAUCUACCUCACAAUAAUUCUACCUCAUGCCAUGCAAUUCCGAGCAUUUCUGUUAACCUCAUUCAAGGCACACUAAUACUGUAUUGCAGUAAGCAUUAAAAAAAGGAUACCAGAGUACAUUUUGGGGAAUAGGGAUUUUACAAAUUGCCUGUCAAAUGUACAUCAUAGAAACUAUGAAAUGGUUGACUUUUUUCACUGCUGCUCUGACCUGCACAGCAAGCAAACAUUGCUUUUAAUCACUUUCAGAUUUGUUUGCCCCACUUUUCUGUUGCAUCUCUAAUAUAUCCCACUGAUGUUAACUAUGUACAGUUUAUACACUAUAUGGCCAAAAUUUGUUGACACAUUGACCAUCACACCCAUAUGUUUAGCACACAUUUCUUUAGACUGUCUUUUUAUGUUGUAGCAUUAUUUUUGCUUCACUUGAACUAAGAGGCCCAAAUCUGUUUCUGCAUGACAGAGGCCCAAAUCUGUUUCACCUCACAUCAGUGCCUGAUCACACUAAUGCUUUUGUGGAUGUAUGGGCAAAUUUCCACAGCCAUGAUCCUGGAGAGCCUUCCCAAAAAUGUGCAGGUGAUUAUAACAGCAAAAGAGGUAUAUGCGAGUGUGAAGGUCUGAUGUCCAUAAACUUUUGGUGAUAUAGUCAGAAACCACGGACAGAUUUUAUUGAACAGUAAUGAACACGACAGAAAGCAAAGGCAUCUUUCAAGCAGAAAAGAAAUGAAUAAUGAUGAAAGCACUAACAGUACUUAACUACAUACUUAAUUACGGAAAAUUCCUCCACCUCAAUGAGCAGGGUGUGAUGAUCUGUUCAAAUGUGGAAGUUCAAAACACCUACGCAAAUGACAAUCAUUUCAGUUUCAUUUCUCACUGGCCCAUCUGAUACUUUAUUGUGUAAGUCAACUCUUCCAGCAGCUUAUUUUCAUAACUUGUACCAGCAUAAUUGGAUUUCUACACAAACUGUGUGAAGGUGUGCAGAUCUGUUUCCCAGUUAUGCUACUGAAGUCAUGUUUCCCAUCAGAUUUAACUGCAUGAAAAACUUGUUAAUGGACUGAUAAGUUGAGUCAUGUGUAUAAGAGCAGAGAAACACACUGAAAUGUAGUAAAACACUGUAGUACAGAGUCCAGUUUCACUUUCCUUUAGCAUCUUCUCUCUGCUUUAAUAAUGACUUCAGUCAAAGGUCAAAUGGAUAGACUAGCUCUGAGCUUUUGGUGACUCAGUGGUUAAGCUUUUGUGUAAGUGACUAGAAGGUUGUGCGUUGUGCGACUCCCUGAAAUCUGGGCCUCUAAGCGAGACAUUUAACCCUCAUCUGCUUGGGUCUGUGUUUGGAUUGUCUUCGGCCUCACUUGGCAGUCACUCUGCAUAAGGAUUUGCUAAGUGAACACAAUAGAGAACUUGUGUUCGUGUACCUUGAGAGGUUCUUCAAUGUGGUUACAGAGAUAUUACACAAAACCGCAUGGUGUCUACAAGUACAAUAACUGUAUACACUGUAUAGUCUGCAUAGUCAACUACAGAAUUAUUGGCACCUUUCCUACACAUGUGCAAAUGUAUUAUUUAAUAAUGUGCAAUUGGUAGGGUUUUUUCUAUGAAACACUUUUGUUUUUACACUACUCACUUUUUGGUUGAGAGUCUAUCAGCAUGGCACAUCUCGAUAUGGCAUUAUUUCACUUAUUUCUCUUUUUUGCAGCAACCUUCUAGAUCUAUCAAAGUGUAAGGGCAUCUCCUUUGUACAGACCACUGUAAGUCACCCCACAGAUUUUCGGUUGUAAUCAGGUCUGGCCUCUGGCUAGCUGAUUCAGAAAUAUUGAGCAAACCAUUCCUUUGUUGAUUUAAAUGUUUGAUUUGUGUCAUUGACAUGCAGAAAGGUGAAAUCCCUGGUAGAAUGGUGAAACACUGAAAGAAACUUACCCAAAAGAUUGAGUGAUGUAGUGAAAGCAAAAGGUUUAGUGGUGGUUAAGAUUUCAGUUUUCACUUAACUUUAAGGCAUUGAAGCAAUGAUGUUUAGAAAGGCUGACAGCAAAGGGGCGAAAAUAAACUGGUGUUUGCAACUAUGUUAAAUAUUGUUUAGGGGUGUCAAUAAUUUUCCCAAAUAUGUAUGAGAAUAUAAGUUAUUUUUGCUAAAGAUCACUAGCUUUUAUAUAAGCAUUUUUCUCUCUUUAACAAAAGCUGCCAAUACUUCUGGAGUUAAGUGUACAUAUUUGUAUAGUAGAGAGAUCUAUUGUCUAUGUCUGUGCAUGUUAUAUAUGUAAACUGCAGACUAUGAACUCUGAUUGUAACAGUGUGUGUAUAUCUAGAAAAAUAAUAGUUGUUAUACGAAACAAUAACAUCUAUUACAGUGACACAGCUUGGGCUGGAAAACACACAGGUGAUGUCUGCAAUAAAUGUUCCCUCCCAUCAGACAGGAGUGGAUGUUCAUUACUUUCGUUUUUACAUAGUUAGUUUAGUUUAGAGUGAUUGUACAGGGAAUCUUCUAUUCAUUAACCAUAAUGUCUGUGAUCGGGUGGUUGGGUGUUAGAUUAUGGACACUGAAUCUAUGGACACUUCUGAGACUUCUGACUCUCCCUGUUUCUGGUUCUAUGAAGCAGAGUGUGGCAUUUGGCACAGAAUUGAGGUAUUGUCCUAUUUCAUUACUAUUCCAAAACUUGUUUCUACCUGCUUUCUUAAAGCAAGUUUUCCUUUACAGGAUGAUCCAGUGAACCCUCUCAGCAGCUCAGAUUUGGAAAGGCUUUACUUUCACAACCAAUUUGGAAAUAUUAACAUUAACACAGCAGGUUGCUGUUUCAGAAUUGACUUUAGUGGUAAUGUAUUUUAUCAAGCUCCUAUUUAGCAAUAAUAACCAUGAAGACUUUAAGAAUAAAUAAAAAAAUAUAUAUUGUUUGUGAUAUAAGAAAUUUGAAGCUCAACCUAAAGACAGGAAAGAAACAGAAAUUAAAACGCUCUUUACACACUGAGCGUAUGAUCAGGUCUGUGUAAUUACUGCUCUUAUUCACUUACCUACACCAUAUGAUUUGUUGUUGCCUUUCUUAUGAAAUGAAAGUGAGAAUGCUGCCUUUCUAAUGAAACAGAUGCAAAUGUGCAGACCAACCUCCAUCUGUACCUGCACACUGGGAGAAAAUGGACCCUGCAGCACCCUAUCUGGCUUUUACUGUGAACUGGCAAUCAAGUGAGUUUAAGGAAGUGGAGAGAUAUGUGAAGGAAAUCGGUCUACUGCGGGAAACCCUGAAGGCUGUCUACAGAAUACAGAAUACAGAAUGUUGACCUCUGGGAGCUUUACUGCAAGAAAAAAUCCCAGCUGAUGAGGAUAAAAGGUCAGUCAGACAUUGAAGAACGAAUGCUCUUUCAUGGCACAGGCAAAACCAAUCUGCAUAAUAUUUGCACGUAGAACUUUGACUGCAGACUGUCUAAUUCAAGGAGGCGUGGUCACGUUUUGGGCAAAGGUACAUACUUUGCCCUACAUGCAUCCUAUGCAGACAAGUACAGUAGAGCUCAUAGCCAAAAAGGUGACAAAACACAAAUAAUGUUCCUCGCACGUGUAAUUGUUGGGAAGUACAGACUUGGACGUUCGGAUUUCUGCAAACCUGAUGGUGACCAAGAUGAAAAUAUACAUGACAGCUGCGGUGACGAUACUUUAUACCCUCGGAUUUUUGUUGUCUUUGAUUCUCACCAGAUAUAUCCUGAGUACGUGCUGGAGUAUGGAGGGUGAUAGGGUGAGAAAAUGAUCAUGGAACACAGAGAAACAUUAUUGGUCUGUUGAUCUGGGGCUAUAGAAGGCUUUUAUUGUGAACUGGCAAUCAAGUGAGUUUAAGGAAGUGUAGAGAUAUGUGAAGGAAAUUGGUCUACUGCAGGAACCCCUGAAGGCUGUCUACAGGAUACAGAAUGUUGACCUCUGGGAGCUUUACUGCAAAUAUAUCCUGAGUACGUGCUGGAGUAUGGAGGGUAAUAGGGUGAGAAAAUGAUCAUGGAACACAGAGAAACAUUAUUGGUCUGUUGAUUUGGGGCUAUAGAAGGUAGGAACAAAUUUUUGUCAUUUAGUUUUAUCUAAAGUUAAAGUUUAAUAGUCUAGAUAAUAGUGUUGGGGACAAUUUGGUAUGGUCUGCUUACAUUAAAUUUCUUACAAAGAUCCAGAUAAGCAGCUAACAUGAUUAAAUGGCAGCAACAGUAAUCUUUUAAUGGUUAGAUAUUAAUGACUUUUAAAUAAGACAUUUUUGUAUUGGUGCACACUUCUGCUGAGUCACAGAUGUUAACUUGAAGUAGGAAGAAAAUACCUGCACCUUCAAAUUUAAAUAUUUUAACCAAAACUUACCUAUUUGACUGCUCUAGCUCCCUCUGGUCCACAUAAGUCAUAACUAAGGGUAGGCUGAAGAAGUUGGUCACAACUAAGCUCUUUUAUUUUCAUUGUUAACAUUGAUGGGCUCUGCAACUGUAAUUUUACACUUUAUUCAGUCAGGUGAAAGAGCAGGUGACAUGGACACAAUAAAAAUCCAUGUCUGGACCGCAGACUGCCAGUUGACAACCACAGCUCCAGUGCAAAAUUAGAAAGGUGUGAUCCAAAUGAGCUGGAGGUCAUCAAAAUAAACUAAAACUAAACAGAUAAUAAUAACUAACAUUAUUAAUUUAUUAGUUUGUGCAUUCAGCACAAUGUGUAAUUUUCCAAUAAGUCUAUUGAUAAAGAAAUUCAUACAGAAGUGGUUUUCAAUUACUAGAAUGAUGCUACGUAGUACUUUUUUUUAAAGGCAGGUGGAGGCAAAUUGCCACUAACAUGAAAAGUCUUCACCUGUCCCACAACUGAGCCCACCCAUUCAGCUACAUAUGCUUUGUAAGUAACCUUUUAAAGAAAAUGUCAGAGCUAAGCAACUGUGUUUCACUUAUUUCUAAGAAGGAAACACAUAAACGGUCACUGGAAAUCAAG